Messenger RNA from Exaiptasia diaphana, 783 nucleotides. RefSeq names its product semaphorin-5B-like. NCBI's taxonomy places the organism in Eukaryota, Metazoa, Cnidaria, Anthozoa, Actiniaria, Aiptasiidae. The coding region runs from base 1 to 783 and encodes 260 amino acids. The transcript is spliced from 5 exons. The record is from RefSeq and is a predicted model, not a curated record.
AUGAAAGCAGUAGCGCUCACCAAGCUUGUUUAUCUUCCUGUCGUCAUGGAAACUAAACAAAUUUAUGCGCUAAUGCUGAUGGGAAUGAUGACCAUAUAUGGAGCAGUAGCUAAUUAUGAAGGCAAAAGAAAGUGGCGUGCUCUGGGCUGUUACCAUAAYAAUGAGGACCGCCCUUAUUUGAAACACUUUCUYGGAUACGCCAAUCACACUGGCUCUCUUGCCAAAAUAUUUAAAGAUUGUAAGUUAAAGGCACAAGCACGAAAAUUCGACUACUUUGGAAUCCAAAAUAGAAAUGAAUGUUGGGGAUCUUGUCGUCGUGCCUACGACUCUUGCUCUGGAGACUGUAUCAGUAGAGCAAGUAARCGAAUUCGGUUCGGUGUGGGGCUGAAUAAGCGGACAAGCUUUGUGUAUUACAAAAAAGCAGGGUGGACAUUUUGUAUUUGUGGAGAAACUAAACGUCAGUACAGACAGACCUUASAGCGUGAUAGAGAUCACAACUGUCCAAACUACAACAAAAAGGUUGUUCAAAGAAAAUAUAAAUCCAGAGAAUGCUGUCAAGGUAAGGGAAAGUUGUCUACGUUCUAUGGACCCUGGUCGCCAUGUAGUGAGCUGUGUGGUCAUGGUGGAAUACAAACAAGAAACCGAACCUGCAGCCCUGAAAAUAAUAAGAAAUGUUCUAGAUAUCCCAAACAAAAAAUUCGCACCUGUAACUGCAGGAGCUGCCCAAGUAAGUAUAUGGCAACAAGGGUGCAAGUAGAAAUAAUGAGUUCCAAUUUUAGCUGA